CAACUAAAUGAGAAAAUUAACGAAUACCUAAUGCAUUUACACCCAAAAUUAAUGGCCACUCAAAUCAAACACCAAUCAAUUUCAUUCCACAUGUGAACGAAAUAACUGCAAAUUUGGGUUUUGCUCCGCUGCAACGCAGCCGCAAAGUAAAAACACCAUUCAUUCAAGCCGAUGAUGAAACACAGCGCCAUCAUCAUCAUGAACACUGAGGUGGCGGGUAGCGAUGACGUGGAGCUCGUCUACACGCUGGACGAAGCAAUUACAGUGGUAGGGUUUGGUAAAUUUCAAGCCCUGGUGCUAACGUACGCAGGAUUGGGGGCCAUGGCCGAAGCUAUGGAGGUGAUGAUUCUAUCUUUUAUAGGACCCUCUGUUAAAUCUGAAUGGGGGCUUUCAUCUGGCCAAGAGAGUUUGCUCACCACUGUGGUUUUUGCCGGCAUGCUCGUCGGAGCUUAUUCGUGGGGCCUGUUAGCCGAUAAUUACGGAAGAAGGAUGGGACUUCUAAGUGUUGCUGUAGUAACAAGCUUAUUUGCUUUACUCAGUGCCUUCUCCCCGAAUUAUAUCUCGUUAGUCCUCUUUCGUAUGGUAGCUGGCAUUGGUCUUGGCGGUGGGCCCGUGUACUCGUCUUGGUUUCUCGAGUUUGUCCCUGUUCGUAAUCGAGGAUUUUGGAUGGUUAUCUUUUCCACCUUUUGGACAAUUGGAACAAUACUCGAGGCUUCGUUGGCUUGGAUCAUUAUUCCGACACUCGGAUGGAGGUGGCUGCUUGCACUAUCAUCGAUACCGUGUUUCGCAGCGUUAAUUUUCUAUUUUCUUACAUUAGAGUCUCCGAGGUAUCUAUACCUAAACGGCAGAAUCUCAGACACGCACAUUGUUUUGAAGAAAAUGGCCGCCAUUAACGGAACAGAGCUUCCACCUGGCACGCUCGUUUCCGAUCGAAAGAACGAGGAAUAUACUCCAUCGGAAAAUACCCAUUUGCUAUCCACCAGAAAACACGAAACCGAAAUUACUAAAUCGCCCUUCUCGUCAAUAUUCACACUUUUAUCGUCCAGUUUAUUGAAAACAACCCUUCUCUCGUGGGCUGUCUAUUUUGGGAAUUCAUUUUCGUAUUACGGUAUUGUUUUAAUGACCUCGGAAUUAAGCAGCGGCCAAAGUAAAUGCUGGCCACAUGCAAACGAGGCCGCGGAUGAUUCUAGCCUCUACAGAAACGUAUUUAUCACUAGCAUUGCAGAGCUACCCGGGCUGGUUUUAUCGGCAGUUCUUGUGGACAAAGUCGGUCGGAGAAUCUCGAUGGUGAUUAUGUAUUCACUCGGUUUCGUUUUUCUCUUGCCACUUAUUUUUCACCAACACGAACUCAUUACGACGUCUCUAUUAUUCGGGUCCCGCAUGUUCAUAAUCGGGACCUACACAGUGGCUGGUAUUUAUUGUCCGGAGUUAUAUCCGACGUCUGUGAGGACAACGGGAGUUGGUGUUGCGAGUGCUGUGGGGAGAAUAGCGGGGAUGAUAUGUCCACUUGUCGCCGUUGGAUUGGUUUCGGGUUGCCAUCAAAUGGCUGCAGUGAGUUUGUUUGAGGUUGUAAUAAUUAUGUCCGGAAUUAGUGUGCUGUUCUUUCCAGUUGAAACUAAGGGGAGAAAGCUUAGUGAUAUUGUUGAUGUAAAUAAUUAGAUUUGGAUUAUAGUAUUUUGUGGACAGUAUAAUUUUCAAUUGUACUAUUAAAAAAUUUAUUUGUAC
Messenger RNA from Erythranthe guttata (spotted monkey flower), 1725 nucleotides. RefSeq names its product organic cation/carnitine transporter 7. Gene Ontology annotation, cellular component: membrane. Lineage: Eukaryota; Viridiplantae; Streptophyta; Magnoliopsida; Lamiales; Phrymaceae. Gene Ontology annotation, biological process: transmembrane transport. The record is from RefSeq and is a predicted model, not a curated record. Gene Ontology annotation, molecular function: transmembrane transporter activity.